This is a messenger RNA of Echinostoma caproni, 702 nucleotides long. NCBI's taxonomy places the organism in Eukaryota, Metazoa, Platyhelminthes, Trematoda, Plagiorchiida, Echinostomatidae. The record is from the annotation of a GenBank genome assembly.
AUGAUGCUGACGAUGAUGAUGUUGAUGAUGAUGAUGAUUCGGAUGUUGUUGAUGAUGAUUGGGAUGGUGAUGAAUCGGAUGUCGAUGAUGAUCCGGAUGAUGAUGAUGAUGAUGAUGAUGAUUAGGAUUAUGAUGAUGAUGAUCGAUUCGGAUGAUGAUGAUGAUGAUGAUGAUGAUGGUGAUGAUGACUAUAAACCGGAUGAUAAUGAUGAUGAUAAUUAUUCGAAUGAUGACGUUGAUGAUGAUGAUGAUUCGGAUGAUGAUGAUGAUGAUGAUUAUGAUGAUGAUUCGGAUAAUGGUUCGGAUGAUGAUGAUGAUAAUGAAACUCAUGCCUUUUUUCCAGCUAAUUUCAGAGUUGCACUUAGUCGACAGGCGGUGUCAAUGUGCAUGCGUGUUUGUUUUCACAAGGUUCCUCUGUGCAAGUUGCAUUUGAAAAUCGAAAGUCAGAAUGGAGUGAUACAACUUCUGAUUAUCGAAGCCAAGGGGUUACGAAGCUGUACAGACACUCCGUGCAACUCGUUCGUGAAAGUCACAGUCGUACCGGACAAGACAAACACGUUCACACAAUCGACCCCGAUUGUGGAAUCCAAGGCAAAUCCCGUAUACAACAAGACCAUCACACUGGAUUUGAGUAAAGCGAAACAUUCCCGACGGAUUGUGCUCACCGUGUACUGUCAGCAAACUUUGAAUGGAGAGAAGUAA